AUGAAUGUAUUUGUAUAUGCAUGAUUUUGAUUUUGAUUAUUGGAGCAAUGAUUUUCAUGCCUUAUUAUUGCGCCGUUGAAUACGAGGUAAUUGCUUAUUGAAACUAUCCUACAGUAAAUUCAAGGUGUUUUAACAAUAAGAUGGGUGAAAAUAAGGUGUGAUAGAUAAAUAUUGAAAAACUAACUCCUCGUAUCGACCACCUAGACAAAUCUACUUCUAUUGAAUUUAUAUACACGUAUGAGAGAUGUUCAAAACAAACCCAAUGACCCGAAAUUUACCCGACCUUAUAACUAAAUCCGAUUUGAUCCAACUUAAUAAUAAUUUACAGUUAUGUAAAAAAAUAUGGAUGCAAAAGCCGAUUUCAAACUUACUCAAAACACUUAACAAGAAAUAAAGCAGAGCAUCGAUUAAACACCUUAUGAGGUACCUAUGCAUUGCCCAACCAAAAGCUUACCCUCUUGCCAUCUAUACGGUUCUACCAACGCUAAGCUUUGGCCAGCUAGGGGUAGGGAGGGUCAGAGAGCAAAGAAAAGCAAAAGCAGAAUUACCAAUACUACUAUUGCUUUGAGUUCCGACAGAGGCCAAGAAACUUGAAAGAAGUUGGGAAUAUCAUAAGCUUACCCAAAUCCUGUAAACCCUAAUUACCGUGAUUGCCCACUUCUUACACUGAAUUCAAUUCACGGUCAACUUCGGUAACUGAAGUUCAGGAAAAAUGGGGAUCAUAGAAAGGAUUAAGGAAAUCGAAGCUGAAAUGGCUCGAACACAGAAGAAUAAAGCCACAGAGUAUCAUUUGGGUCAACUCAAAGCAAAAAUAGCAAAACUCAGGACACAGCUAUUAGAACCUCCAAAAGGUUCUAGUGGUGGAGGAGACGGUUUUGAAGUUACAAAGUUUGGGCACGGACGUGUUGCGCUUAUUGGAUUUCCCAGUGUGGGAAAGUCUACGCUCCUAACCACACUUACUGGAACUCAUUCAGAAGCUGCCUCAUACGAGUUUACUACACUUACCUGCAUCCCUGGUAUAAUACAUUAUAAUGAUACCAAGAUUCAACUGCUUGAUCUUCCUGGAAUUAUUGAGGGUGCUUCUGAAGGGAAGGGGCGUGGGCGACAGGUCAUUGCUGUUGCCAAAUCAUCAGAUCUUGUACUAAUGGUACUGGAUGCCUCAAAAAGUGAAGGGCAUCGACAAAUUUUGACAAGGGAACUUGAAGCUGUGGGGUUGCGGCUGAACAAGAGACCACCCCAAAUCUACUUUAAAAAGAAGAAGACUGGAGGAAUUUCUUUCAAUAGUACAUUGCCAUUGACUCAUGUGGAUGAGAAGCUUUGCUAUCAGAUUCUUCACGAGUACAAGAUUCACAAUGCAGAGGUGUUAUUUCGCGAGGAUGCAACAGUAGAUGAUCUGAUUGAUGUGAUUGAAGGGAACCGUAAAUACAUAAAAUGUGUUUAUGUAUACAACAAGAUAGAUGUUGUUGGUAUUGAUGAUGUUGAUAGGCUAGCAAGACUCCCGAAUUCUAUUGUCAUUAGUGCCAACCUCAGGCUGAAUCUAGAUAGAUUGUUGGCAAGGAUGUGGCAGGAGAUGGGAUUAGUUAGAGUUUAUACAAAGCCUCAGGGCCAGCAACCAGAUUUUUCUGAGCCCGUCGUUCUUUCUGUGGAUCGGGGUGGUUGCACAGUCGAGGACUUUUGCAAUCAUAUACAUAGAACACUAGUGAAGGACUUGAAGUAUGCACUUGUUUGGGGCACGAGUGCUAGGCAUUAUCCGCAACAUUGUGGACUCUCACAUGCCCUUCAGGAUGAGGACGUCGUCCAGAUUGUCAAAAAGAAGGAGAAAGAGGAAGGGGGGAGAGGACGGUUCAAAUCGCACACAAAUGCAGUGGCUAGAAUAUCAGACCGAGAAAAGAAGGCACCAUUGAAAACAUAGACUCGAGGGUGGACAAUUGUGUGCUUUCUCAAUGUGCAUCUGGUGGUUCAGUAGUCGUCACUUAAUAUGGCUCAUACUUUCUAUAAUUGAGUUUUUCUCAUCAACUGUGGAUUUAACCCCAUUCCUAAAUAUUUCAUCAAUGACCUUUUUUACCUACAGUACUUGUAGCUUGUUCCAUCAAAUCACUCAUUUUCGAAAUAUGCAAUUAUCGGAAUGUACAAUUUUGGCUUUAUAGUGGUGUAGAGUUCGGUUUCAGUGCA
Messenger RNA from Amaranthus tricolor (Joseph's coat), 2172 nucleotides. RefSeq names its product developmentally-regulated G-protein 2. Gene Ontology annotation, biological process: cytoplasmic translation. Gene Ontology annotation, molecular function: GTPase activity; GTP binding. NCBI's taxonomy places the organism in Eukaryota, Viridiplantae, Streptophyta, Magnoliopsida, Caryophyllales, Amaranthaceae. The transcript has 12 exons. The coding region runs from base 713 to 1912 and encodes 399 amino acids. Gene Ontology annotation, cellular component: cytoplasm. The record is from RefSeq and is a predicted model, not a curated record.